CGAGACUUUUUAACAGAGGACUUUUAUUUUGGCACACGAGCCGCACAGGUCCGUCCAUGAAGGAAGCAGCGUCAACUUUGUUUUUGUUUUACGUGUUAAUUCCUCCAUGAGCAUGGACCGACCCAGUCUGCGGAGGCUGUUUUCCGCCUGCGACGUGAACAAGACCGGGAAGAUCGAGUACGGCGACUUCGCGGUCGUCUGCCGGGAGCUCAGCGUCCCCGAGGCCGAGGUCAGAACUCUGUUCGACGAGUUCGACGCGGACGAGCGCGGAUACAUCGACUACAGCAAGUUCUCCUGCAGGUUCCGGCAGGUGUCGGACACGCUCGACGGGGGCGCGCGCGGCGCGGGGCCGAGCGGCUCGUGGGAAGAGCUCGUGGGCCGGAUGGACGCCGAGUGUCUCCUGUCCGAGAGUCUCAGGGAGCAGCUGGCUGAUCUUUACCAGGCCAUUCAUUCCUGUGCAAACACGACUCUGCUGCAGGAGUUUGAGAAAACCAUCCACGCUCUGAUCAGUCAAAGCCUCGACAACCGACUGGAGUGUGAGCAGCUGGAAACCAGUUUGAAGCGAGUCCGUCCCUCCCUCGCCUCUCGUUGGUCCGUGUCCUAUCUGACGAGAGCAGAGCAGUCGCUUCAAGUCAAAUCAGUAAGAGCCGAGGAGAUGAACAGCAGUCAGCUGGCAGAGCUGGAGGACGACAUACAGCAACAACUUGUCAGAGCGGAGGAGCGGGUGAGAGACGAGGAGCGCAAGAAAAUGGAAGGAGUCAUGGCCGCCAUGCAUAGGAAGCAUGAGAAUGAGGUCGCAGACCUGCAAGCCACCGCGGACAGUCUGUUAAAGCACCAAGAAGACUCCGAAUUCAUCCAGUCAAGGGAGGAGGUGGUCAGACUGAACAGACAAAUCAGCAGUCUCUCACAGGAGAACGAGCAGCUGCGGGCCUCUCUACUGCAGGCGCAGACCAACGUCGCCGUCCUGCACUCGGAGCUGGACAAGCUGAAGAACAUGUACGCAGAUCAGAGAGCUCAACAUGAAAGAGAAAAAGAUGAUUUGAAGAUGAUGGUUAUGGAAUAUCAGUCGUACUCCAGUCAGAUUCAGACCCUCCAGGAAAUGAAUAAAAACCUGUACGACAGUAAUGACGGGCUUCGAUCUGCAUUGGCCAGUGAGGUGGUCACAGCUAAACGGAGGCUGUCUUCCCAAAAUGAAAUCCCUGCCCGAAAGCUGAAACCCGUCCGACAGAGCACACUCAACUACAGCAGGUAUAUAAACUCAGGGGAAGAUCCCAGCAAAGUGGUUUACUCUCACGUAGCCACCUGGGCGAACAAGUACCUGGACAGUGGCGUCGCUCUGCCGAUGGACACGGCUGACAGCUCGGGCAGCGACUAUGACAGCGACGACAGCAGAGCCUCUGUGGAAACGGUGCACCACAGUUACUCCUAUGUUCCGUCGGAGGUGGAGAUAUCAGAAAUCAAAUCGGAAGCUGCAGUGUCGGUGACUCCCAGCAGGGCGACCUCCAUCACAUCGUCCCUACGAAGACGUUUGUCGGCAUUUUCCACAAAGCCUUUUGACACCAACAUUGAAGAAACUUCGGAACCGGCUCCGAUGUACCGUCUGGUCUUAGCUGGAGAUGCCGGAGCUGGAAAGUCCAGCUUCAUGCUGAGGCUGACGCUCAACGAGUUCAGAGGAGACAUUCAGACGACGCUGGGAGUUGAUUUCCAGAUAAAGAGGAUGCUAGUGGACGGAGAGAAGACGAACCUGCAGAUAUGGGACACAGCGGGACAGGAGAGGUUCCGUAGUAUCGCCAGAUCUUAUUUCCGUAAAGCUCAUGGUGUCCUGCUGCUCUACGAUGUCACUUCAGAAAGCAGCUUCCUGAACAUCAGAGCGUGGGUGGAUCAGAUUCAGGAUUCAACGGAGGAGAAAAUCCCCAUGUGUGUUAUUGGAAACAAGGUGGACCUCCGAGAGCAGCUCGCAGAGGGAAGGUGUGUGAGCAGUUUGCACGGGGAGAAGUUGGCCAAGGCAUAUGGCGCCUUGUUCUGCGAAACCAGCGCCAAAGAGGGAACCAACGUCGUGGAAGCUGUGCUUCAUCUAGCGAGAGAAGUAAAGAAAAAUGUCAAACUGAGGCGGCAGUCAGACUCUGAGGUGAAACUGAGUGAAUCCAAUGCAAAGAAGACUCUUAACAGCUGCUGUGGAUUGUAGAUGUGUGUUGAUGGUAGAUUCAAUAGAGCAAGAAAGGACAUGAAGUUUUUAUUUUGUGACGGAGAAGAACCCAAAAUAUUUUUAACCUUACAUAUAUUUUAAUCUCUGGUCUGAAAUAUAUUUUCCUAGAUGUUGAUUCUAUAAUUAAAUGAAGACUUCUAUUACUAGAGAACUGCACAUGUACAGAUAAAUGCACAUAAUGAAGCCA
Molecule: messenger RNA, 2393 nt
Organism: Scophthalmus maximus (turbot)
Lineage: Eukaryota; Metazoa; Chordata; Actinopteri; Pleuronectiformes; Scophthalmidae
Gene: rasef2
Product: ras and EF-hand domain-containing protein
Exons: 18
Coding region: 107-2185 (692 amino acids)
Molecular function (GO): GTP binding; calcium ion binding; GTPase activity
Source: RefSeq, a predicted model, not a curated record